Penicillium longicatenatum is the source of this 933-nucleotide messenger RNA. RefSeq lists its product as uncharacterized. The transcript has a single exon. Bases 1 to 933 code for a protein of 310 amino acids. The record is from RefSeq and is a predicted model, not a curated record. Gene Ontology annotation, cellular component: cytoplasm. Lineage: Eukaryota; Fungi; Ascomycota; Eurotiomycetes; Eurotiales; Aspergillaceae.
AUGGGUGCUUUGAAGAUCCCCGCAGAAGAUAUCGACAUCAUCUUAAAUCGCAUUAUACCACACAUCAAACAACACAUAGCCGACCAAUCCGCAAAGCCAACUAAGCGCCCCUUUGUGCUUGCGUUAACAGGUCUCCAAGGCAGCGGCAAAUCCACCUGGACCGAUGCACUCGCAGGCACUCUCCGCAGCAAACAUAACUACAAAACGAUCAACAUCUCCUUGGAUGAUCUGUAUCUCGACCAUGAUGAUCUCGUGAGACUCCGAAGAAGCAACCCAUCUAAUAAACUUCUUCAGGCCCGCGGACAACCUGGGACUCACGACACAGCUUUGUCGGUGUCAUUUUUCAGAAGUCUGAUGGACUCGAGAGAGAUAUCGGUUCCUUCUUUUGAUAAGAGUUUAUUUAACGGAGAAGGUGGAAGAGCCCCAUCACACAAGUGGAAACGUAUCAUCACAUCCGAUAUUGAUGUUGUCAUUUUUGAAGGGUGGUGUGUUGGUUUCCAGCCUCUAGCCAAGGAAAGAGUUAUGUCGCGAUGGAACGAAGCGGGGAAAGCCACGUGCAGAUCAGCGUAUCCUACAGAUACACUGAAAGAACAUGCUAUUGAGCAUCUUCUGGGUGUAAAUGAGAGCCUUGCGCAAUAUUGUGAGAUGUUCAUGGGGCCGGAUCAUUUCGAUUACCUGGUUCAUUUGGAUACAGAUGAUUUGGUCAAUGUCUAUGAGUGGCGUAUGGAGCAAGAGCAUGCUCUAAGACAGUACAAAGGUGCAGGUAUGACGGAUGAGGAGGUUAUCAAGUUUGUGAAAGGGUACAUGCCUGCGUAUGAACUGUAUCUGGAUCAAUUGCGAAAGGGAAUAUUUCCUGAUGCCAAAGGAAAAGAGCAAUUGCGCGUUGUUGUGGAUAAGGGAAGGAACAUAAUUGCGAUGGAAACUGUCGCAUGA